CACGAAGAAACCGGUUCAACAAGUUCAUCGCACAAAAACACACCAGUUCCCCCUCGCUCAUCGCAAUGUCCGACGCCCCCGCCGCCCCUGUCACCGAGAACGGCGUGUCUCCCGCUACCCAGGAGAAGGUCGUGGAAGAGGCCCCCGGCUUCAAAGUACGUCGCAUGCCCUCUGACGUGGCAUGCGUUGACCCCCGUCCACCCAGGUUUUCGCCGGUAACCUGGCGUACUCUACCACGGAUGAAGGGCUAAAGGCAUUUUUUGCUCCUGUCGAGAGCGACAUGUAUGUAUCGCCUCGCAUACGUCGGCGGCCAUCGCUCACUUUGGCCCCUCAGACUGACCGCGCAGGUCAUCUUCCGGGGCACACGCUCAGCGGGCUAUGGCUUCGUGUCCGUGGCCACCCCUGAGGCUGCUCAGAAGGCAGUCGAGCUCCUCGACAAGCAGGAGCUUGACGGACGUCAGGUCAUUGUCGAGGUCGCUAAGCCGGCAGAGCAGAAAGACCAGGAGAAGAAGGCGAAGAAGGCCAGCAAGAGGCGGCCCGGCCGUCGUGGUAGCAAGAGCGUACCUGGCGAAGUCACCGAAGCCGAGGCCAACGGCGAGGCUGCCAAUGGCGACGCCGACAAGGCCGACGGCGCCACUUCUGCUGCAGAGGGCGAGAAGCCCAAGAAAAAGAAAAAGAACAGCCGCAAGUCGAAGGCGGCGAAGAAAGCUGCGGCUGAAGGUGGUGAUGCUGCUACAGACGCUGCUCCCGCCACAGAGGGUGCCGCAGAGGGGGCUACCAAGAAGCCUCGUACGCGGAAGCCCAAGACUGUUAGGCCCCCGCGCCCUGCUGGCGAGGACCCUGCAGGGGAGCCGUCCAAGACCGUCCUCUUCGUGGCGAACCUUGGCUUCAGCAUCGAUGAUGACGGCCUCGCUACGCUGUUCACGGAGGCUGGCGUCCCCGUUAACUCUGCUCGGAUUGUCCGCCGUCGCUGGGGAAAGCCGCGCAAGAGCAAGGGCUAUGGCUUUGUUGAUGUGGGUGACGAGGAGCAGCAGAAAAAGGCCAUCGAGCUUUUGCAGGGCAAGGAGGUUGAAGGUCGGGCUAUUGCUGUCAAGAUCGCUGUCAACUCGCAGACCGAGGAGGGUGCCGAGAACGGCGAGACAGCUGACCCUGUUGCGAAUGGUGGCGAGGCGAAGCCCGAAAGGGAGGCUACUCCGGAGGUGACUGUCGUUGCCUCCUAAACGUCCGAACACGUUUGCGGUCUGCAUCAGAGACCGUAUCAAUCCCCACUUCCUAACGUACAUCUCGUCUUCGUUCAUCACCUUUACCCCCGCGCCCGGCUGGAUCCAUCCUUGUUGAGGUUGACGCAAACUGGUGUUGUUUCUCCCGCCAUGCUUCCCCGUCGUGAUCGCCUAUGGUUAAUCAGUGCGGUCUGGAGUCGUUUCUUUGUCGAUAGCUGGUGUGGUCGCUGUCGUCAAUUUGCUAGCGACUGACACCUGCCCGUGUAUUUAUGAUUGUUACGACCCGUACGAAACGCACAUCUUCUAUCCCAUCACCGGU
Molecule: messenger RNA, 1539 nt
Organism: Fomitopsis serialis
Lineage: Eukaryota; Fungi; Basidiomycota; Agaricomycetes; Polyporales; Fomitopsidaceae
Exons: 2
Coding region: 285-1220 (311 amino acids)
Cellular component (GO): nucleus; ribonucleoprotein complex; cytoplasm
Molecular function (GO): mRNA binding
Source: RefSeq, a predicted model, not a curated record